Diorhabda carinulata is the source of this 3445-nucleotide messenger RNA. RefSeq names its product protein pellino (gene Pli). Gene Ontology annotation, molecular function: ubiquitin protein ligase activity; protein binding. The transcript has 9 exons. The record is from RefSeq and is a predicted model, not a curated record. Gene Ontology annotation, biological process: regulation of Toll signaling pathway; protein polyubiquitination. The coding region runs from base 346 to 1629 and encodes 427 amino acids. Lineage: Eukaryota; Metazoa; Arthropoda; Insecta; Coleoptera; Chrysomelidae.
UUUUAGUUGUCUCCCACUAAUCGAAAGGCGCCAGCGCCAUUAUCGUGUCGAAAUUCUGCAGUCUACAGUGAAAAUCACGGAUGAAAGUGAAUGCUCGGGGUUGAAAUAAACUAAUUCGUAAAAUAAUUUUUUCCGUAUUUCUUGAUCUAAAAGUACAAUAUCUAGUAACGACCAUUGGUGCCUUUUUAAUUAAACAGUGCAUGAUUAGUGGUCGCUAUAGACAGAGUUUUGAUAAUGUCUCUUGGUAAACAAGCUAAUUUUUGUGAUGACUGGAAAAUAAUGAAAUUUUAAAUUCUAUUUAGUAUUAGAGAACAAUUAUUCAAACUGUCUAAGACGGCUGAAGCAAUGGUCAAAAGAUCGGAUGGCACCGAAUCUCCAAUUUUAGAAGAACAGGAGAGUGCCAAUUCAGAAAAACCGAAACAAGUCAAAUAUGGUGAACUAGUCAUUUUAGGAUAUAAUGGAUUUCUACCUCAAGGUGACAGAGGCAGAAGACGAAGUAAAUUUGUAUUUUACAAACGACAAGUUGCCAACGGCGUUAAAAGGUUACGACAUUACGUAGUUAGAACACCACAUUCGACACAAGCAAUUUUAGAUGCAACCCAACAUUCAAUAUCCUACACAUUAUCGAGAAAUCACGCCGUCAUAGUAGAAUAUACAAAUGAUGAAGACACUGAUAUGUUCCAGAUUGGACGAUCAUCGGAAACUCCCAUAGAUUUUGUAGUCAUGGAUACCAUACCUGGUGAUAAAACGGGAGAUACGAAAGUUAAUCAAAGUACGAUAUCCAGGUUCGCUUGUAGAAUAUUAUGUGAUAGAACAAAUCCGAAAAUAGCUAGGAUAUACGCCGCUGGUUUUGAUACUUCUAGAAAUAUAUUUUUAGGGGAAAAAUCUUUAAAAUGGCAAGAAAAUGGCAGAGAAAUCGAUGGUUGUACAACAAACGGUGUUCUAAUAAUGCACCCCCGAGGAAACUUUUGUGGUGGUGAAGCAAAAUAUGGUUAUUGGUUGGAAACGUCUGUAGGAGGAGGGAUAUUUUCAUUGAGAGAAUCACGAUCUGCACAACAAAGGGGUCAAGUGGUGGAAGAGGUAACGAAUGUACUACAAGACGGUACUUUAAUAGAUUUAUGCGGUGCUACAUUAUUGUGGCGUUCGGCAGAGGGGUUAGCAACAUCACCAAGCAAAAGAGACUUAGAACGAGAAAUAGAUGAAAUUAACGCUGGUAGACCGCAAUGCCCUGUUGGUCUCAAUACUCUAGUAAUCCCAAGAAGAGUUUCGCCAAACGAAAAUCAACAACAGCCAUAUGUUUAUUUAAAUUGUGGACACGUUCAGGGUCUCCACGAUUGGGGUCAAGACAGGGAUACAGGAUCUAGAAAAUGUCCCAUAUGUUUGGAGAAAGGACCUGUCGUGAAAGUAUUUAUGGGUUUAGAACCAGCAUUUUAUGUAGAUUCAGGACCACCAACUUAUGCAUUUAAUCCUUGUGGUCACAUGGCUACUGAAAAAACUGUCAAAUAUUGGGCCAACUUAGCAAUUCCUCAUGGUACUAAUGGAUUUCAUGCAGUUUGUCCUUUUUGCGCUUCUCCUUUAUCCGGUACACCGGGUUACGUCAAAUUAAUAUUUCAGGACAACGUUGAUUAAAUUAUGCUAUUUUCAAACACUAAACCAAUCUCAAAAUACCAAUCCUAGGAAAAAGUACUUUAUUUUUAACUUUUUUUGUAACAUUUCAUCUUGAGAAUAGAUUCAGCAUAUUUUUAAUUUAUUUGAGAAUUAUAAACAAUUUCAAAUACUAAUAUUUCCAACUAUAAAUCAAAGAUGAUGAACUUCCACAGGUUAUUCUUUCAUCAAUUUAAAUGUAUGCUUCAUAUUAUUUUUUAUAUUCCAGAUAUUAAAGUUUCUAAAUUCACUUGCAAAGUACCAACUAAUUUUAUUUUUUGUUAUAAUUAUUGAAAUUACUUUAGUAGUUUUAAGUUUAUAUUUAUGGAGCGCAUUUUAUUGGCGGCCAUAAUGAGCAUCUCAUAUAGAUCCCAGUUGUAUAAACUACUUGCAGUCUGGGAGAACAUGAAUAAGCUACAACUGCACUUAGGUUUAUUAUUUUGAGAUAGGAUGCAAGAUGUAGUGUUUACUCUUGGUUCAUUGUGCAUGUAAAUGAGUGAAAAUAUUUUGUAUAAUAAUCAACCAAAGCUUUAUUUAUAUUGCUAGAGGUAAGUGUUGAUAUCAUGUUUAAUAUGUGAAAUUGUGGAAAAUCGUUAACUAAGGGAUAAAUCGAUGCAUCAUCUAUUGAUAUUUAAGUGCAAAAGUAACUUCAAAUUAGUUAACGAUUUUUCUCAACAACCUGUAUAUAAUCGUCGGUAAAUUCAUAUGUAUUAAUAAAUGAGAUGGAAGAUAAAAUAAGAUGGAAAUAUUUUUUACAUUUGGAAGCUUGGUAAGAAAUAAUUUAAACUCGAUAUUUUUACAGUACAUGUUUGUUUAAUUAAUUAUUGAUACAAUGAGUGUCAAAUAUAAGGAGAUAGUUAAUUUCAAUUCUUAAAAGUUAGAAGCCUUAAUUGAACUUAGUAGAUUUGCAACAUAGAUUGGACUUUUCUUUGAAGAGUAAUCCCCUCAUAAAAUCUAUUCACCAACUUUUCCAUUGAGUAGUCUAACUUGCUUUCUUGUGCCAUAUUUGUUCACAUUAAUUAUAUUCUCAUAAAAUUAUAAGUCUUGAAAAAUUUCUUCUCCCUCUUCUCGGAUAUUUGAGUAGCUCUAAGUUUGUUAAUUGAAUUCAUUUGCAAUAUUGUUAAAUCUGUUUUACCUGAUUACAUUUACAAUAAACAUAUCUCAAUAUUCUGAGCUUAUCAUUUUUCUAUUUCUUAUGGCGGACAAAUUGAAACAUAAAGUUUUAUUAUCUCAGUUUAGAUGUCUAGUUGAGAUUUUUGGAAUGAAUAGGAAUGUAUCUAUACUUUUACUAUCUAAAACAAGUUUAAGUAACUUUCUUGUAAGGUUCAAAAAAUUUAAAAAAAAAGAAUAUUGCAAUAAAAAAAAAUGUUUUACUACAUAUAGUGAAUUGAGGAAGAAUGAAGUUUUUCGUCUAAGAAUUUAGUAUGUUUUGCUCAUGUGUUGAUCAAAAACAUAUUCAGCUACACUUGGUACCUUUGUACUUCAUUUUUUGAUGAACUUUAACGAUUUUGCUUGCAUUUCAAACAACUAAUGUCGUAGAUAAAAUAUUUACUCAGCAAAAAGUGGUGGCAUUUAUUAUAUUCGAAAAUUUGAGUAUCCAAAAUGAUUUUAUGAAAAAAUUAUCGUGAACAAGUCAGAAGGUUAAUUAAGUGAUAAUGUAAGUAAUAUGUAUCAUUUUAUUGAAAACUGUUUUUCGUAUAUUUGACUUCAUCGUCUCAGUUUGUAAUUAUUGUAUAUACAUAAUUGCACUUAAAAUUAUAAGAAAUUGCGAAUGGAAAUAAACGUUUAGAUUUUAUAUAAA